Capronia coronata CBS 617.96 is the source of this 1548-nucleotide messenger RNA. RefSeq lists its product as uncharacterized. Gene Ontology annotation, cellular component: extrinsic component of mitochondrial inner membrane. NCBI's taxonomy places the organism in Eukaryota, Fungi, Ascomycota, Eurotiomycetes, Chaetothyriales, Herpotrichiellaceae. Bases 1 to 1548 code for a protein of 515 amino acids. The record is from RefSeq and is a predicted model, not a curated record. The transcript has 2 exons. Gene Ontology annotation, biological process: mitochondrial respiratory chain complex IV assembly.
AUGGAGGGCGUUUAUACUUGCUUAAGAUGUGUGAGAGCACUGUCCGGCUCAAGCGGACGGCAGGCCGGCCCCAGAUACGCACGACAUAUACCUGGUAGCCGCAGCUUUGCUUCGAGCUCCGCCCUCUACCACACAUCCCUCAAGCCUGGCAACGCGACGACGACAGUCCCGUCACGAGGUCCCAAGCAAUCGUCGCGAGUCGUUUCUACCGCCGCAGCACCUGCUGAAGAACCUGACAACUUCGAGCGUCACAACAUCCCGCCGACCGAUUACGGCGAAUGGCGCGCCCAUGGACGGGUUGUCCUUCAACCAGACAACCUUUUCCACCCCUUCUCCAAGUCACCCAUCCCUGAGAUACGGCAGAGGGCACGGUUCAUGAAGCAGCAUGCGCUAUGCCCUCAUCCUGUACACCAGCAGACGAGAGUGCCGAUGUCCCCACACGAUCCUGAGGCUCGUAAGGUUAGCGGAGUCAGCUCUCAGCCACCCGCUCAUGUGUCUUUUGAGUGCCCCGACUGCGGUAUCGCGACCUAUUGCAGUGAAGAACACUGGGCAGACGACUUCGAAGCCCAUCUUGAAAUAUGCGAUACUUUGAGACAGAUCAAUGAAGAUGAUCACGACCUGCGCUCUGGAAGGUGGUUUCCAGAAUUCGAAUAUCCUGGCCCUCAGCUCGAUGAGAUCUUGGUGAACAUGACGAACUGGGAUACAUACUUUUACACCCGACAAUAUGAGGCAAUCAACGACGAGAGAAGCAUGCGCCAGGUCACCCGACUGCUGACAUACCCUCUGACGCUGGGAAGUGUGCUACACGAAUUAAGCCCAUAUAAUAUCAGGAAAGGUGGAAGGCUUACGCCAGAGGGGUUGAAGAGCUUGUCAGCUCUGCGGUAUACACUUCAUCCACCAAAGACUGGUCAAGGGCCUGGCAUCAAAGGCCUAAGACUGUCCAGCCCCCCAGUCAGGAUAUUCAUUCUGGGCGCCCGAGCCGAAUCCUCAUUGCCACGUGAAGUUUGGACUCAGCUAUCACAUCUCUUCCCGUUAUCCUCAAUCCACCUCAUUUUUAUUGGACCCGAAUCCAUGGCCAACCGAGACGCCGAAUUUCCGUUGCCAGAGCGGACACCAUCGAAUCCUUUUGGCGCGAUUGUCGAGGAUCGCGUGUCUUCCAAGAUGAAAAUCACCACCUACGUGGAAUACUUCCACACCCUACAUGAGGCCAAUUUGUUUUAUCCUUAUGAUCCUUACUUCGACUGUUUCAUGUUAUAUCAUCCUGGCCUAGGCCACCCAGCGUCGUCGAUUGAGUGGGAAAAGACCCUGCCGCAAUUACUGGAGACGAAGAUUCCGGUUAUAUGCACCGGCUAUACUGAGUGGGAUAUGAUGCGCGACUGGCAGUGGGUAAUGGAGAAGUGUUCUGGAGAGGUCGAUCUUCUUAUGGAGCCCGGGGAGAACCGCUUCCGGUCACUGAGAUGGGAUCUGAAUGAUCUGGAUCCUCAGGAUAUAAGUUGCGGAAACUGGGGUGUCUGGGCCUUCAGAGGGAAGAGGUAUGCUCUUACAUGA